Molecule: messenger RNA, 1097 nt
Organism: Microtus oregoni (creeping vole)
Lineage: Eukaryota; Metazoa; Chordata; Mammalia; Rodentia; Cricetidae
Gene: Pih1d2
Product: PIH1 domain containing 2
Exons: 6
Coding region: 150-1097 (315 amino acids)
Biological process (GO): rRNA processing; box C/D snoRNP assembly
Cellular component (GO): R2TP complex; cytoplasm; ribonucleoprotein complex
Source: RefSeq, a predicted model, not a curated record
UCCCGGAACUGAAUAUAGAGACACAGCUCUACUUUGCGUUCCCCGGACGCAGUUAGAUGUUGUACCGGACCUGGUUACCAUGGUAACGGGAGUCGCGGUUUGUCUCCAAACGGAGUGAAGAGGUUCUAGAGCCUAUCUCAUCUCCAGUCAUGAGGGCAUCCUCAAAGGGACUUCUCACCCAGAUUUCUCAGUUCUGGAAUAUGCUGGAUGAUUUGGCUGAAAAUGAUCCUGAGCGCUACAGGAACUUCAUCGAGCAGGAGCUGAAGGACGGAAAACAGCUGUGUGUCGACCCAGAACCACAGCUCUGCCUACAAACCAAGAUCCUAAAACCAAAAGAAAAAGUACUCUUUAUCAACCUGUGUCAAUGGAAAAGGAUCCCGGCUCCCCAGUCAGCCAAUCAUCCUGUGUCUAUAAGUGUUGGCAGACCAGAGGAUUUCUCUGAGGCAUCAGGUUCAUAUACAGUCAUUGAUGUUGCCUACAAUCCUGAUGUUCUGCAAGCAGCAGAAAAAGACCAAGGGAUCAAAGAUCAGUUAAUAAAAAUGGCCAUGCAUUGCAUUGAGGAGCGACUCCAGUUCACACUUGCACGUUCAUACCGUGUCACUAGUUUUAGCAUAAAAGGAAACAUUCAGAGAACCAAGGAAAAUCUGACGGGCAUUAAAACUGACUUCACAGGCUUCAAAGAGAUAAUGAGAACAGAAAAUACUCUUGAAAUGAUGAGAGGCAGUACUGUGAGUGAACCAAAUCACCUUCCUCAGGUGCUACUGAACAAAAAACAAGCAUCAGGCAAAGGACGGUGUCUCAUAGAGGAGAUUUCUAGUUCAGAAAUCCAGGUGGAGGUUAAGAAACCAGCCUAUGAAUUAAAGAUUGUGAAGGAUCAGAAUGAGAAACCUCUGAAAAUUGAACUAAAAAUCGAGUUACCUGGGAUUGACUCAGUCUCCCUCUGUGAGCUUAGUGUUUCUGAGGUUGAUUUAUUGAUUGAGGUCUCUGAGAAGUACCGAUUAUACCUGAAUCUUCCAGAAUCGAUUAAUACAGAAAUGACGACAGCAAAAUUUGUCAAAAAUAAGUCUGUAUUAUUCAUUACAAUGCCACUGGCAUAA